Messenger RNA from Aspergillus uvarum CBS 121591, 1959 nucleotides. RefSeq names its product putative very-long-chain acyl-CoA synthetase family protein (CefD1). The transcript is spliced from 3 exons. The record is from RefSeq and is a predicted model, not a curated record. The coding region runs from base 1 to 1959 and encodes 652 amino acids. Lineage: Eukaryota; Fungi; Ascomycota; Eurotiomycetes; Eurotiales; Aspergillaceae. Gene Ontology annotation, molecular function: long-chain fatty acid transmembrane transporter activity; long-chain fatty acid-CoA ligase activity.
AUGGCAUUAGCAACCGCUGCCGCGAUCACGGCCGCCGCGUACCUCAAUGCGAAAUUCCACCUGACCAAAGAUCUAGCGGUGCUGCGCACUGUGCGGCAGGCAACCCGCAGCACUCAGCAAGCCCAAAGCCAGGGCCAGGUCAACCUCUGGUUCAAUUUCGUUGAGACCGCUACAAAGUACCCCGGUCUGAUCGCCAUCUGGACGCGAGAGCGGUCAUUCACCUAUCGGGAGGUGCUCGCCGCGGCCGCCCGCUACGCCCAGUUCUACCGCCAGCGCGGCGUGCAACCAGGCGACCUGGUCGCAUUCUACCUCCAAAACCGCGCAGAGUUCAUCUUCGCGUGGCUGGGUCUGUGGAGUAUCGGCGCUGCUCCGGCGGCCAUCAACUACCAUCUCACCGGCGAUGCGCUGGUGCACAGCCUGGCCCUCAGCGGCGCGAAGCUCCUGCUGGUGGAUCCGGACGCGGAAUGCCAGGCGCGGAUUGACGAACGACGAGCCACUUUGGAGACCGAACUGGGCUUGACCCUGAUCACUCUGGAUGACACCUUCACCACCACCGUCCUCCCAACUCUGCCGGCAGAAGUCCCGGAAGACGGUCAGCUGGCGCGGAACACCACAGGCAACUCGCCGGCCAUCCUGCUCUACACCUCCGGCACGACGGGACUCCCGAAGGGCUGUCCCUUCCGGAUGGAGCGACUGCACGUCGCCGUGGGGCUGCGGGCGUACUCGACGCGCGACCAGGUCGGCCCCGGCGGCGACCGGUGGUACAGCGCGAUGCCGCUGUACCACGGCACGUCAGCGGUGGCGCUGAUCGUGGCGCUGGUGCGCGGGACGAGCAUCGCGAUCGCGCCGCGCUUCAGCGUGCGCAGCUUCUGGCGCGACGUGCGCGACGCCCAGGCGACGGUCUUCGUGUACGUCGGCGAGACCGCCCGGUACCUGCUGGCGGCGCCGCCCUCGCCGCUGGACCGCGCGCACCGCGUGCGCAUGAUGUACGGCAACGGCUUGCGGCCGGACGUGUGGACGCGCUUCCAAGAGCGGUUCGGCAUCGCCGAGGUGGGCGAGUUCUUCAACAGCACCGAGGGCGUCUUCAGCCUGUACAACUACAACCGGGGGCCCUUCACCGCCAGCGCCGUCGGCCACCACGGCGCCCUGUCCCGGUGGCUUAUGCGCGGCGUCUACGCCCCGGUCGCCAUCGACCCGCACACCGGGGAUGUCCAGCGCGACCCGGCCACCGGGUUCGCGGUGCGCCAGCCCUACGAGGUCGGCGGCGAGAUGCUCGUGCGCGUGCCCGCCGAGUCGGCCUUUCCGGGCUACUGGCGCAACCAGGAGGCCACGGACAAGAAGUUCCUGCGCGAUGUGUUCCAGCCGGGGGAUCUGUGGUAUCGGUCCGGAGAUGCCUUGCGACGGGACGCCGACGGCCGGUGGUAUUUCCUCGACCGCUUGGGCGAUACCUUCCGAUGGAAGAGUGAGAAUGUCCUGAUAUCCAACCCGCCCAAACCAAACUUUCCCCUGAAACUCAAGCUGACCGAUGGCAACAGCUCCACCGCCGAAGUCUCUCACGCCCUAGGCGAAUAUCCCGGGAUCCAGGAAGCCAACGUCUACGGCGUCGUGGUGCCGUCGCACGACGGUCGCGCCGGCUGCGCCGCACUGCAACUGAGCCCCGAGGCAGCCGCCAAUGGAGCCUUGGAUCUCACGGCGCUGGCGCAGUUCGCGCGCGCCCGUCUCCCGCGCUACGCGGUUCCGGUCUUCCUGCGGCUGGUGACGCAAACCCUGCAUAUCCACAACCACAAACAGAAUAAAGUCCCCUUGCGCGAGGAAGGGGUCGAGCCGGCGAAAUUGGGGACUCAGGUGGCGGGCGGCCAGAGUGAUCAAUUGUAUUGGUUGCCGCCUGGGGCCGAGGGAUAUGUGCCCUUUGGUUCGACGGAUUGGAAGCGGAUAGUCGCGGGUGAAGCGAAACUGUGA